UAAAUCAAUUUUACAUUUAAAAUAUUUUAGAAUAUUAAAAAUGAAUCUUAAGUUUCGAGUAUUGACAAUGACUUUCAUGUCUUUUGCACUUAUAUUUUUGUUGGUUUCAACAAUGAGCACUGGAUGGAGAAUGGACACUGAAAGCAGAAUGAAUGUUUAUACUACAUUUGGAAUGUGGAGAAUUUGCAGAGAUAUUAUAUUCGGUGCAACUGUUGAUCACAAUUGUUUGAGUUCACUUGCAAAUGCAGCACCAGCUUGGUAUCAAGUUGUUCGUGCAUUUAUGGUUAUAGCUGUGAUUUUCAACUUAAUUGCUUUCUUGCUUGGGUUUAAAACAUUGUCUUUGGCCCCAGCACUUAAGCAUCGUAAUGAAAAGCCACCUGCUACACCAAUGUUAAUACCGGCCUUGUUUAUGUUUUUAGCAACAUUGUUCUCACUUUUGGGCUUGGCUACAUUUGGUAUUGCAACAGCGAUGAAUGAAUCUCUUUACUUUCCUGAAAAACUACCUCCUACUUGGGCAAAUAGUUGGGCUCAGGUAUGGGCAAAGUUAAAUAGUUUACCUUCAGAUCGACCUGACCUUCGUGAAAUUGUUUCAAAAUAUGGGUAUUCGUUUGCUCUUGGAUGGUUAGGAUUCAUUCUUGCUUUGCUAUCAGGUGUUAUAAACAUUAUUGCAAAAUCAUAAGGUAUCUUUAUGUAUUUGCUGAAGUUUUAAAAGCUAUUUAUAACAAAAGCUAUGUUAUUUAUAUUCAUGAUGAAAAUAUUUUUCAUGUGCUUCGGGUACUAUCUUUUCUAUACGAUUUUCGAUUCUUUUUUACUGGCGUUGAAAUCUGCCGACGCCUUUUGUUAUUUAUUACACUUUUAAUUUUGCACAGUGUAUUUACUGAUUUUACCUAUGUAAUAAAUUUAAGGUCCGUUUCCUGUUAUGUAUAUGAUUCAAAAACGAAGCGGACUUUUUGAAAAAGAUUUUUGUUUUUUAUUUUGUAUAAAGGUGCUUACAACUCGAUUAUAAUUUGUAUAAAUUUGCUUAGUUAACAUUUUAACUCAAGACUAGUUAAUAUACGUAUAUUCUUGUAUUUAAAUAAAAAAAAAUAAAUUAAGGCUUUAUUUUGAAUUGAUUUUGUUAAAAAAUAAAUUGUAAUUAUAAAAAGAACCUGUUUUUUUAUAUUCUUUUUUAAAUUGUAAAAUGUAUUGGUGUGGGUUUUAUUAAGUUUUCAUAUAUUUCAUGCAAAUGCCUUUUGUACAAUAAUGAUUUGAAUGAUAAUUUUACGUAUAA
Molecule: messenger RNA, 1270 nt
Organism: Hydra vulgaris (swiftwater hydra)
Lineage: Eukaryota; Metazoa; Cnidaria; Hydrozoa; Anthoathecata; Hydridae
Cellular component (GO): plasma membrane
Source: RefSeq, a predicted model, not a curated record